AUGCGCUACUCCUAUGCUCUUCUUGCCUUUGCCGCCACGGCUCUGGCACUCCCCACCAACAAGCCCGCCGACGAUGGUAAGUGGGUUCCUGGCAAAUACGAAGGCAAAGGAACCCACUUCGACGAUGGCAAGUGGGCUCCCGAAAAGUAUGACAAGAGAAACGAUGAUGGGUCCUGGCACUCCGGCAAGUACGAGGGCGAAGGUACUGGCCAUGAUGAUGGCAAGUGGACACCUACCAAGUACCCCGGCGACAAUUCCAAGAACAAGAGGAACGACGAUGGCUCCUGGAAGCCUGGAAAGUACGAGGGUGAGGGCACCAACUUUGACGAUGGCAAGUGGGCUCCCGAAAAGUAUGACAAGCGCAAUGAUGACGGCAGCUGGCGCCCUGGCAAGUAUGAGGGUGACUGUACCGGUCAUGAUGAUGGCAAGUGGACUCCUGAGAAGUAUGACAAGAACACUAAGAGGAACGACGAUGGCAAGUGGGCUCCUGGCAAGUACGAGGGCAAGGGCACUGGCUUUGAUGAUGGCAAGUGGAAGAGCAACUAG
Molecule: messenger RNA, 546 nt
Organism: Fusarium redolens
Lineage: Eukaryota; Fungi; Ascomycota; Sordariomycetes; Hypocreales; Nectriaceae
Exons: 1
Coding region: 1-546 (181 amino acids)
Source: RefSeq, a predicted model, not a curated record